Molecule: messenger RNA, 7005 nt
Organism: Oikopleura dioica
Lineage: Eukaryota; Metazoa; Chordata; Appendicularia; Copelata; Oikopleuridae
Source: the annotation of a GenBank genome assembly
AUGAGGCUUCUAAGCCGGUUGCUUCUGCAGGGCUUGAUUCUUGAACAGGUCUUCGCGACCUCGGAACCUCCUUGCAAAGUCUCAUCGAUACCAGAAGGUCUAAAUCCUUCAGGCGGGCGAUUUGAGUGGAAAUGCACGAAAAUCAAGAACGGGAAGCGAAAAUGCAAGCCUAAAUGCGUUGGUGACGCUGGUAAAAAGCAAACCUACACGAUCGCCUGCGUCAACAAGAACAACUCGAACACCUGGACGGUCUUCCGUGGCUCAGCGCCUUCGUGCACCGCAACUGUGGUCAAAUGUUUGGCUGAUGCGAUUCCGUCCCGUUUCAAACCCGCUGGCGCUCAUACCUUUGUUUGCAAGAGACACAAUGUCGGAAGCAGCUGCAAAGUCAAGUGCCUCAAUGGAGGUGAUUCUGGCGACUUCGUGGUCCGUUGUAAAAACAAAAAAAAUAUAUGGACAAUUAGGAAGGGGAUCACGGUACCGACCUGCUCUGAGACAACAACUGUUCAACCAACUACAGAACCAUCCCAGCCAACGUGCAUUCCAGAUGAGUUCAAGUGGUGCAUAGCUUGGGGAGAUCCUCACUUCACGACUUUUGACGGAGAAUUUCACCAUCUCCAACCCCAAUGCGAAUAUGUCAUGGCUAAAGUCGACGCUGCUGAGUAUUCGAACAUGCCAGCGUUCAAGAUCAUCGGUGACUUUGCUCCUCUUGAGCCAGGCUCAUCGUUAACCUACACGCAAGGUUUUACGUUUGAAUUUCCCGGACAGGAUCAAUCGCCAGAUGAAGUUCCGAGAUACGUCAUUUCUGUUGAAAGAGAAGAUCUUAGAGACCAAAGUGGAACGUCUGGAAUUCGAAGAAGCACCCUCGAAGAUCGUUUAACCGGCAAUUCAUACGAUUCAUCGUUCCUCGUUGAUGAUUUUGAUUUGACUAUUACACCAACAACAGUUGAAAUAGAAACUUGGUUUGACGUCUACAUAAAAUAUACAGCUUGGGGGGCUGCCGACGUCCGAAACUUAAAACUUGAGAUCAAGGUUCCUGAUUGCUAUGCUCAUAAUAUCGAUGGACUUUGCGGAAAUUUCGACGGUCAACAAUACGUCGAAUUUACCCCUGGAACCUCUGGUUCUCUCACUAACGAUAUUGACAAUUGGCAAACGACUCAGGAGAACCUUUACGAAUGGGCUGAGCAAUUUGAACUUCCCGACGAGCAGUGCCAUCACAUCUUUGGUCUAAACUGUGCGGUAGAUAUCAAUCACGCAAUUACUGCUUGCAUCGCACUCGACCCUGACAAUACUGAUUCUGUUUUUGCUCCUUGCAAUGGUGACAAAAGCAAUGCCUUCCUUAGCUGCGUGACAGAAAAAUGUGAUCAAUCAGAUGAGUGCCCAGCAUUUGCGUCUUUUGCUAAAGAGUGCAUUAAUGACUUGGGGCCGGAAGAAAGAGGACCAGUUUGCGAUUGGGCUACUGGUUUGGGCUGUUCUACAGCUUGUGGGGCUAAUGCUGUCUUCGAAGGAUGUGCUGACACAUGCGCUGCUAGAAGAACGUGCAGAAAUCGUCAUCAGACUGACAUUGAGCGAUGCGAUGCAAAUACUGAGAUCGACAGUAUGUGCGUCUGCCAGCCUGGAUUCAUUCUUGAUGGAGAUGACUGUAUCCCUGAAGAGAAUUGCGGUUGCACUGAGAAUGGCUACUAUUAUUCGCUCGGUAGUACGUUUCAGAAGCCUGUGUAUAACCCAGAAGAGAAUUGCGAAUGUACAACUUCGGGAAUCGUCUGUACGCCGAUCCCAUGCGAUCAAAUGGAGAGAGGGUCUUGCAAAGUUCACAGUGACCCUUGGAUUACAACUUUUGACAAUACAAAAUACGCAUUUCACGGUAGCUGCAGAUACAAUCUUGUGAGAGCUGAAGACACCGAAGAUCGAGCUGGGUUUUCGAUUGAAAUCAGUAACAGAGGCAGUAGCAGAUGGGAAGACACGUCCGGAAGAUCGGGAACUGUCGUCGACCAAAUUUGGUUAGAAGCGCAUUCAAGCAACUACGUUUUCGGAGAUCAAAAAAGAUACUAUUUCCACUUCAACAAUAGAGACAACUCAGCAUAUUAUUCAAACACCGAAUUAGAUAUCACUCUUUUCGAUCGCCUCACUGGGCAGACAUAUUUCAAUGCCGAUUUCUCCAAUGAUGAUGUCAGCUUGAAAAUAACCUUCCAAAAUUCUGUUGCAACUGGGUUUGAUCUCCAUUUCCACUGGAAUGGUCUUCAAGUCAAGUUCAAGGCUUGGUACUGGUGGAUGGAUGUGUAUGUCCCAGGCUGUUACAAAGAGUCAGUUUCUGGUCUUUGUGGUGAUUGGGACGGCAACGGAGACGUAUCGUUGGCUCAAGAUUAUGAGAACAAUCCCGAUGAAUUCGGCGAACGAUUUUUGACUUCGAGAAUUUCCGAUGAAUGCAGUCAUGGUCGCUUUUUCGAACCUUGUGAAGAUCUUACACCAGCCGAGUUUACUUCAGCGAUUCGAAGAUGCGAUUCUCUUGAAGACGGGACCGCACAAGCCGAGGUUUUUAAAACAUGUAAUUUUGUUAGUGAUAAGCAGGGAUACUACGAUAUCUGUCUCUGGAACAGCUGUCUUGAUCUUGCUUGCGGAUCUAUUCAAAGUUUUGCUCAUGACUGUCUUCUCAGAAAAACCGAAGGCACUGCAGAUUUUUAUGAAAUCUGUAACUGGCCUCAAGUGACAAGCUGCUCUCAAGAAUGCUCAGGAGGACAGAUCUUCAAAGGAUGCACAAAUGCUUGUAAAGAAGAACGUACAUGCGAUGAUGUUGUCAACGGAAUCUCAGAUGCUGAUCGAUGUGGAUCAGAGCGUUCUAUCGAUCCUAUGUGCGGUUGUCCAGAUGGACAAGUCAUGCACAAUGGAGAAUGCAUCAACGAGGAUGCUUGUCCCCGUGAUUGCAUUUCAACGGGAACAAGCUAUUGCGAAGCAGCUGGUGAUCCCCACUACGACAUGUUUGAUGGCGACACCCAUCAUUUCCAGGGUGCUUGCAAGUACAGUUUUGUGAAAUCAGCUGGCGACGACGAAUUCAGUAACAUGCCAGCAUUUUCCGUUGACGUUGAUCAAAGACGAUGUGGAGAAGAUUAUAGGGCUGUUUCGUGUAUUCGUGGAAUGACCUUCGAGUUUCCUGGAAAGAACCAACUUCGAUCGGAGACUCCGAGAUACUUUUUAACAAUCGAUGGUUUUUCAUUUGUUUUCGAAGAUCGUCUUAAUGGGCAGUCUUAUGAGAAUGGUUUUACUAAUGAUGACGUAAGAUUCGAAAAAAUCGGUAAUUCGGCUAGAGUGACAACCUGGUUUGGAGCAAAAGCUAACUAUCUACCUCAUGACGGGGGCUCGGUAUGGGGAACUUAUGCCACGGUACGAGUGACGCUACCAGAUUGCUACAUGAAUCACGUGGAUGGUCUUUGCGGCAAUUGGAAUGGAGUCCCAUUUGAUCAAUUCCAUGAAAGUCACGAAAUUUGGCGAUCGGAAUCAUGGCGAGCUCAUCAAAAAGAUCUUGUUGAAUGGGCAAAUGAUUUUGCUGAGCCCGAUCCAAGAUGCCGAGAAGUUCACGACUUUGAAUGCGAUGACAUCGGUGAAGUCACAGAUCUAUGCGCCGAACUUGAUAAGAAUAUUCCUGGUGGCGUUUUCCAUGAGUGCACUGCUCCUAAAGAUGCUGCUCAUAUGUCCUGUAUGAUUGACACCUGUAUCUCGCGUGACGCUCGAUGCAAUACGCUCCAAAACUACGCAAGACAAUGCUUGAGCACAAUCCCUUCUAAUCUUCAAGCUCAUAUCUGCUCAUGGGCCGCUGAAACUGAUUGUGAGCUUGAAUGCGGAGAGAAUAGCAGCUACCUUGGCUGUGCAAACACAUGUGAUGCCCAACGAACGUGCAGAAAUCGACAUUUGUCGAGUGAAGAACGAUGUGGAUCAUCAAUCAAUAAUAUUGAAAGUAUGUGCGUCUGUGAUCCAGGCUAUAUUCUUGACGACGAAGGAUGUGUCUUAGAAGAAAACUGCGGCUGUACUUGGGACUUCAACAACCAGUAUUACGCACGAGGCCAAAGCUUCUCUAAUAAUGAUGAAAGUUGCGAAUGUACCGCUGACGGAAUAGUCUGUGCACCGAUACCCUGCGGGAGCCGACCAACUGCUUAUUGCAAAUCCCACAACGAUCCAUACAUCUACACAUUUGAUCAUUAUGAGUAUUUCUUUCAUGGCAACUGUCGAUAUAAUCUUGCAAGCGCCCCGGACACUCCCGAACUGCCGGGAUUCAACGUAAAUUCCAAGAAUAGAAAGCUUUAUUCUUCAACAACUGCAACCGUGACUGAUCAGCUUUGGUUUGAUUUCCAUGGAAUUGACUACGUUUUUGGGGAUCCAAAACCAUACACUCUAUUUAUUAAAAAUAUGGAUACAUCCGGUUACUCUCAAAACGCGCAUUUUGAAAUAACGCUAACUGACCAUCGUACAGGGCAAAAUAUCCUCGACGCAGUUCCAUCUGGUAACUUGAUCGCAUGGUUUGGCUUAGAAUCCUCUCCGAGCUCUUUUAAAACAUCAGACUACGAAAUUACUGUAACAAGAACGCAUUGGUAUUCUUCAUACUAUUAUCACACAGUUGAAAUUCGAAUAGCAAAUGGAAUUUCCGUUAAAUUCAGUGGAAAAUAUUGGUCUGCUUACGUGAACGUCAACAGCUGCUACAAGAACAUUAUGACCGGUCUUUGCGGAAAUUACAACGACAAUAACUCCGAUGAGCGUCUCCUUUCUACUGAAUAUGAUGAUGAUAGCCAGACUGUUGGAGACCGAUUCCAAACUGACAGUGAUGAUACUUGCACACACGGCGAGCUUCUUAAGCCUUGCGAAGAUCUUCUAGAAGAGUCUGGUCAAGUGGCUUACGAUGCUGCUGAAGAUCGAUGUGAGAUUGUCAGCCCUUAUUCCAACCAGAAUUUUUUCAAUGGAUGCGAGUUCCUUGGAAGUAGACUGCCAACUUAUGAAGCUUGCCUCUUCCACAGUUGUCUGGACCCUGAGUUGCACUGCGGAAUCAUCGAAGACUACGCAUCUCAAUGUUUGACUAAAAAAAUUGCUGGGUCAGCUGACUAUCAAAGAAUUUGCGACUGGGCUUCUGUUACUGGCUGUGCUCAAGAAUGUCCACAAAUAGAGAGCGGUCUUGGUGAGAGCCCAAUAAGAGCAGAAGAUCCCUUCAAAAUCAGUCUGGAUGUUUACUGCUCUGGAGAACCAUCCGAUGCGAUGACGGGAAUGGCAUCUUUUUCACGCAAGGAUGGAAGUUUCGAUAAUCAUUAUUACUUCGGCGUCGGCGGUGUCACAGACUAUCCAAAUCUUUUUUUCUGGAUGGAAAAUCCAGACUUUGAAGAGGGAACAGGCUGGGAGUUGAUCUCGGAUGAGGGUUCUCAAUGGUGGAUAGCGGGUCGCAACCCAACAUAUGUCUUUCCGUGCACCGCCGGAACUUGGAAUUCGGUCAUUUUGACUCAAGAAUACCAAGAGUCUGAUAAUAAAUGGGUGAAAACGCUUACAAUCGAGAGGCUCUCAAAGAAAGAAAUAACUGCUCAAGUUUUCAAAGGCUGUACAAAUGCAUGCUUCGAGCAGCAGACGUGCGAAGAUGUUGCCAGAGGAAUCAGCAAAGAGACACGAUGUGCUGCUACUGCGAAUAGAGUCGAAGGCAUGUGCGGAUGUCCUGACGGGUUCCUGUUCGAAGAUGGAGUGUGCGUUCUCGAAAGCUCAUGCGGUUGCAUCAACAACGACGGUAGUUAUGUUGAGCUUGGCACAGUUGAAGGAAGAUGUACUUGUACUUCGACUGGAUACGAAUGUGCACCAGAGUCAUGUCCUUGUGAAGAGUUUGAUUCAUGCAUUGACUUCAUUUGUGAAGAUGCCCAGUCAUUUUUCGUUCCCGAAGAUGGAGUUAUCGGAGAAUUCACUGCCACUCGAAACUUCGAGCUUAGCUAUGAAUUCAACUGUGGAGCUAUUGAAGCAUCUUCUACUUACAUAGGCCCUCAUAUUUAUGCAACAGGGGAGUUUCCUAGAUCAUUCAAUGAAGCUGAUGAUCCGACGAAGCCAACCGAGAAGGGAAAAAAGAAAAGGGAAGCAAGGUCCGCUGGAUCAGUUCAAUUUUGGUAUGUUAGCUGGACUAAUGCAAACGGAGAAGACUCACCCAUCACGUCAGUUGGAUUUAACGGAGGGACAACUUCUUCCGGAUAUGCUUUUUUCUACAAUCUCGGAUAUUGCGACGGAGAAACGUUCAAUACAAUGAAGUAUACUCAAAAUUUUGAUGAAGAAGCAGGGACAUACACUCAAAAUUUUUAUUUCAAUGGAGAGUUGAAAGAAACAAAGGUGUACCCCGAAAACGAAUUUACCCCGUAUGAAGGAGAUCUCACUGUUUCGCUUCUUGCUCGAGGCAGCGACUCUUGGCAGCGUUGGCCUGGCACCAUCAAGAAUUUCUAUAUUCGUGAGACGUUUCCGAAUCGAAUUGUCCUUGUCAACAAUGAACCAAUUGCUCCAGCGGAAGACACAAUGAUCGCAACAGUAACUUCAUCUGCCUAUUACACCGCAGAAAUGGAGAUUUUCUGCGCUUCUGACAGUUUGCCACUCGACGGAGGCUUGUUCGGCUACAAGUCUAUCUUGCACGUUACAUCUGGAACUGAUUACGGUGAACUUGGAAGUCGAGUCUUCACAGUGUGGAGAAGCUCGGGCAGCAACCUUCUCUAUUUCGCAAAUCCCAUCGGAAAAACAAGAGGUGCCAUCGCGGUGACUGCGUGUGACGCCGGCCAAUAUAACCAUUGGAAACUCGUCGUCAGAGCUGAUGAUGCAGAUGUUUCAAUCAGUGUGGCCGAACUUUUCAAAGAUGAUGUUCUUAUUGCGACGAGAGCCGGUCCAAAGAGUGACACAAUCGGUGAUGGAGAAGAACUUCAGGUUUGGGCUGGUAACGGAUGGCCUGACUUUCCCGGAAGCGGCUACGGUAUUGGAUCUACCUACCUGAUCAAGAAUGUCAUUUUCACCAGACAAUGA